Molecule: messenger RNA, 716 nt
Organism: Osmia bicornis bicornis
Lineage: Eukaryota; Metazoa; Arthropoda; Insecta; Hymenoptera; Megachilidae
Gene: Dlc90F
Product: dynein light chain Tctex-type
Exons: 4
Coding region: 190-528 (112 amino acids)
Biological process (GO): microtubule-based movement
Cellular component (GO): cytoplasmic dynein complex; cytoplasm
Molecular function (GO): dynein intermediate chain binding
Source: RefSeq, a predicted model, not a curated record
ACGAAUGUCAAUUGUCGAUGCUAGCGACAGUGUCAAGCAGUCAAGGUGUCAAGUAGGUGACAGUAAUCAAUUUGUUUUGUUCGAUGAAGAUAUCGACAAAGGUUUUCCCCGACAGAUACCUACUAAAAAUGAAAUAUAUCGCUUAAUUUAUUUGUACUACCGUUUUUAAAUUAAUACGAGACCGACAAGAUGAUGGAAGAUAUGCAAGAAGAGAUCCAAUUUGUGGUUGAUGAUGUAAGCAAAAUUAUUAAAGAAGCAAUCGAAGUAUCCAUUGGUGGAAAUACUUAUCAACAUAAUAAAGUAAAUCAAUGGGCAUCAAAUGUUGUUGAAGGAUGCUUGGGUAAUCUGACGAAACUUCAGAAACCAUACAAAUAUAUUGUUACCUGUACCAUUAUGCAGAAGAAUGGAGCAGGAUUGCAUACAGCAAGCUCAUGUUUUUGGGAUAAUGCUACUGAUGGAAGUUGUACAGUACGUUGGGAAAACAAGACAAUGUAUUGUAUUGUUUCCGUAUUUGGCUUGGCAAUUUAAUUGAUAUUAGUGUAUUAACAGCUUUUGACAAAUAUUAAAGAAAAGUACCAAACUUCUGUUUAACAUGUUGCAUAAAUUAUAGCAAGUACGAUAUAGAAAAUAUGAUAUCUAUUUUUCACAAUAGCUUCUUUCUUUUACUAAUAUUAUGUAUUUUUUAUAUUGCAAAUACACUAUGCUUGAAAUACUAA